This is a messenger RNA of Nylanderia fulva, 1890 nucleotides long. Its product is annotated as zinc metalloproteinase nas-1. Gene Ontology annotation, molecular function: zinc ion binding; metalloendopeptidase activity. Gene Ontology annotation, biological process: proteolysis. The record is from RefSeq and is a predicted model, not a curated record. NCBI's taxonomy places the organism in Eukaryota, Metazoa, Arthropoda, Insecta, Hymenoptera, Formicidae.
AUUUGGAUACUUCUUGAAAGUAAUCGCCGUGUCGGAAGGAUUAAUGACUCACGCAGGUGACCUCGGUGGUUCUUGAUGUCGCACCUUCUAGACUAGACGAUAUCAAAGAGAUACCGGAUGCGCAAAUCGGAACUCAUGGUUAUCAACGGAUGGCCCCGAUCACUUCCGGAACCGCUACCUACACGACUUCAUCCGCACCGGGUGGGGCACGGAUUUCUUCGACGCGAGGUAUAAAAACACCGGAAUACGACAUUCAAGUGGGACUAUGUCAUUGCAUUCGCGCCUUCGUCGUUACAUAUAAGAAACCGAAUCGGCGAACCUGAUUUAAUAACGACCAUGUCGAGUCGACCGUCGACCACCCUUGUAUGGACGCUCGUCGUUCUUACGACGAUGUUGUCGACCGACGUCGAGGCUUGGCCGACGUUUCGUCGUCGAGACGUCUUCGACAACGUCGUGGACAGUCCUGACGGAUUGAUCGCUCAUCUGCGAAAUCUCGGUGGAUCACUCUACGGAUUCCCGAGCAACGUCACAGGACUGAGGGUCGCGCAGUGGCACGAGGGUAUGGACGUGAAUCCUGAAGAGUUGGGCGAGUACGUGGAGGGAGACAUCCUAUUUCCGCCGAUCACCGGAAGAAGCGGCCUCGCGGCGGUCUCCGCUCGAUGGCCCGGUGGCAUCAUUCCUUUUAUCAUCAGUCCUUAUUUCAAUGCGCAGCAACAAAAAAUCAUAUACGACGCGAUGGACGAUUAUCACAGGUACACGUGUAUCAGAUUUAAGCCGUAUACGGGUCAGGAGAACGACUUUAUCAGAAUUACGGCCGGCAAUACUGGAUGCUGGAGCAGCGUGGGCAGAACUGGAGGUCGUCAAGACGUGAAUCUUCAGGUGCCUGGUUGCCUAACGCAGAAGGGCACCGUGAUACACGAGCUGAUGCACGCUGUCGGCUUUUUGCACGAACACAGCAGAUACGAGCGAGAUGACUACGUCAACAUUCUGUGGCAGAAUAUUGAACCGAGUCACACGCACAAUUUCAAUAAGGCCCCGGCAGAAGUUACUGACGCUUUUGGUGUCGGUUACGAUUAUAGCAGCGUGAUGCACUACUCGUCAACAGCGUUCUCCAAGAAUAAUCAAUUAAAGACCAUCGUGGCCAAAAAUCUACAAGACGGUGGCAUUUUGGAUUUUAUUGGUGGAAUCUUCCAGGGUAACACCAGAGAGAAACUCGGUCAGAGAGAAGGUUUCAGUAAGAAGGACAUUCUGAAGAUCCGAAGAAUGUACAAAUGUAGCGAACGUGCUGGUUUUUACGAUAUCGAUGAUUAGCGAUGGAACACUUUAAUAUAGCAUAUUGAGAGAAAAUGGCCGGAAACAGGAUAUGUAAUCAUUAUAAGAAAUUCCUAAUUAUAAAUAAUUAAGAAUGUUUGUUUGCGCAAUAAGAAAAGAAGACAUCUAGUCUUACGUAUAAAAUACAUGACUUCUUAAAAAGCUAAGAGAUAUAUCGAAUGUGUGUGUGUGUGUGUGUGUGUGUGAUCAGUAUUAUUAUCUGUUACUGCAAUUGUUAGCAUAUAUUAUAAUACAAUGUUAUGAAUGUAUCAACGUUCUCUUUAAGAGUUACAUACAUAUAUGUAAUACUUACAUGCCUGUAACAUAAGUGCAUUACACAUAUUGUGACAUAUUUCUCCGUCGAAAGUUUUUCAAUCCAAUUUUUUUUGUUGACGAUCAACUACUGAUCAAAGUUUCGACAUAAUAGCGAGAGGUUGAAAAUUUUAGGUUGACAAUUUUUAUUCGAUAUAAGGAAAAAAAAACACGUUACGUUUAUCUCAAGCUGACGACCUCGAAAGACAUGAGAUAACAUAUUUCGCGAUAAAAUAUUCUUUAUUUGUACAUUAUUUUACGGAGCGA